AUCGUCUUCGACUACUUCCAACUCGCAAAUUUGCUCGUCUGCGCUUUCAACCAUUUGAUUCAGAAUUCAGAGAGAGAGAGAGAGAGAGGAUGGUGUUCUUGUGCUGGAGUCGCCCGUCUCUUAAGGAUCAGAAAGACUGCAUCAACAAGUCAGGCAGCUUCAACUACGACACCAAAUACAGAGGCGCAACUGCUAAACCCUUUUCUUCUCUGCAACAAGACGGAGAGCUCGCAAAAGACGGCUUCUUCAUUAACCAUUCUCGUGUUCUAGUUGGGUCCGGUCUCCCUACCUACGAGAAGGCUAAGACUGCUCUUCAGAACUGGAGGCAUUUCGCAUUGAAUUGGGCAUUCGUUAAUCCCAAGACUCCAAUCCGAACUGAAACGAAGUUCUGCGUCUGUGUCAAGCAGUUUCUACCGUGGAUGUUGAUGCCUCUCCAGGUGUCCUACGUUACUGAAGGUAGUGAUCGGGAGAAGCUCAAGGCCUCUUUUGGAUUCGGCAGUGGCACCCUUCAAGGUCACCUGCUGGCUGGUGAAGAACGGUUUUCAGUUGAGAUGGAUGAGAACGAUCAAGUUUGGUAUGAGAUCCUUUCUCUCUCAAAGCCUGCCCAUUUCUUGUCUUCUAUUGGCUACCCAUAUGUACAAUUCCAGCAAAAGUAUUUUGCUCACCAGUCAGCCAAUGCUUUUAUCAAAUAUGUUACCGCUCAAACACCCUCAUUGUAAUUGUGUUAUGGUUGACUCUAUCUAAUGCAAAUGUUUUUUUAUAGACACAAGUGUAAAAUGGAAAUUUCAGUUUGGAGAAACACGGUUCACUAAGUGAGAUCCAUGCUCAAACUGAAACCUGAUUAGACCUUUUUACCAAUUUUUGCAAAUGAAUCAACUGAGGUAU
Molecule: messenger RNA, 885 nt
Organism: Telopea speciosissima
Lineage: Eukaryota; Viridiplantae; Streptophyta; Magnoliopsida; Proteales; Proteaceae
Product: UPF0548 protein At2g17695
Exons: 4
Coding region: 90-719 (209 amino acids)
Source: RefSeq, a predicted model, not a curated record